Molecule: messenger RNA, 8884 nt
Organism: Bombus impatiens (common eastern bumble bee)
Lineage: Eukaryota; Metazoa; Arthropoda; Insecta; Hymenoptera; Apidae
Gene: GABA-B-R3
Product: gamma-aminobutyric acid type B receptor subunit 1
Exons: 19
Coding region: 3231-8156 (1641 amino acids)
Biological process (GO): G protein-coupled receptor signaling pathway; gamma-aminobutyric acid signaling pathway
Cellular component (GO): membrane; G protein-coupled receptor heterodimeric complex
Molecular function (GO): G protein-coupled GABA receptor activity
Source: RefSeq, a predicted model, not a curated record
UUAUCUGACAUAAAUAUCGUAAAAGCCUCUCGUCCCAACUUUCAGCGAUUUUUUUUACGAGUAUAGGAAACCCGUAGUUAAUAUCUCGAUUACAGACUAAAUUUUCACGAUAUUAAAUUUGCCUAAAAAGGGAGAAUACCGGUGUUAUAAAAAAAAUUGUUCCUGCUAAAUAUCAAAAGUACCAGACCAUUUGUGAAAACUACGUUGAAAGUUCCCCCAUUUACGGCAUUGUUUCGCUUAUCUGCUUAAGAAAAUAUUCUAACUUUACGGUUUACUGCUACGUACUUUUACGGAAAAAGUAUUUAUAAAGGUCAGAAAGGCUCUUUGAUACUCCGUGCAAUUUUAGAAACUUUACGCGGCCCCUAAUCUCUGGUUUUACGCCACUUCCAAAAUCUACAUUAUCUUCUUCGAUAAUGAAAAAUAAUUUGUUGUCGCUAUUUCAACCAGACUCUAACGAUGGUGGAACAAUUGUGUAAAAGUGUACAUGAAAGUUCCGUAAAUAAGUAAACGAACCAAGCAGCAAACUCGCCCAAACGAAGCUUUUAAGGCCGCAACGAACCUCCGUGUCUCCUCAUUAAUUCUAAUAAAUGCAAUUGAUUAAGUUGCAUGUGACUCGCAAACAUAGUGCUUUCCUCGUAUCCGCUAUGAACAAGUACAUCAAAAUUUUUAAGUACGGGUAACGACUGUUAACAAAUUCGUUUGUUAUUUCGGUCAUUUAAAUUUCACGAUAACGUACAUUAUCGUCGAAACUUUCCUACUCCGUUGUGCAAUUUCGCGUUUAAACGAAGGCGCACUUCGUCACUCUGUGACUCAGUUUCGCGAUGGGUUGCGUUAACGAGUUUAAAAAAUAAUGAGACUUACUAAAUUGAAAUUCUUUAAUGAAAGUGAAAUUCCAUGCUUUAAUGCAGCUUUGUCACUCUGGAUAUACCUUCACAUCGGGGCCACUUCAUGAAUCUGUAACCGAGAGAUUAGAGAGCUGCUAUACGAUAAUAAUUUACACGCAAUUAUGUUUGUCGACUUUCCACAGCGUGGAAAUUGUAGAAAUGUCCACGCUUUGAUGUUAUAGAUCAUAAUUUUCGUUUGCCGUUUUAGAAACAAGAGAUUGCUACGGCAUGAAAACUUUGGUCAAAAUUAAUGAACUUUUUUCUGCUUUAGCAGCAGAAAGUCUGCUUGCCUUUUUCUUCGGGAUUCUCUUUCGUUUUUUCAUUUCAAGUUUUCCUAACCUCAUUAUUCGAAAUGUAUGGUAUCUCGCGUUUGGUAUUUGCGAGAAGAAUAGAUACGUUUAUCUCAGGAUAAUUUAACAAUUAAGAGAAACCAUUCUAUGGAAUACGCCGGUUUCUCGAUUUUUCGUAAUUCCCGUCCUCAAACAACGAUUCAUCAUCAAAUUACAUUUUUAAAUCAUCGCUCCGCAGUUUCUACUGUACAUAGAUUAUUUCUACGAAUUUUUGUGCUUAGACGUCGCCAACGCGGUGACGAUCCCGGAACAUCCGCCGCAAACGAACAGAUCUCGCGAAACUGCCGUAAACGUGUAUCGAACAUGAACGAGAUGAACGUAGUAUUGAAUUCGAGAGUAGUAAUCCCUGUUCCGAUACCCCGAGGGAAUGGCAUAUUCUGUUUCCAGAUACGCAAAAGCAAUCAUAUGGCUCGUACGAUCCAUCAAAAGCGUGCAUCUUUUGCUACGAACUUAUUUCUGCCACAAAUCUUAAAGAAGGCAAGGAAGGUUGCAUAACUGAUUGACUUUUUAAAACAUUUUUCUUUACCGCUUCGGUUCAUCCUAGCAGGAAUCCUCGCACCAUUAGCAAAAGAACUGAUCUCGUAUUUGCGCCUUCAGUCAUAAACAAAUUACCUCACCCAUCUAACGAUUAUUAUAGCGCCUUCUUAAUGUCGUAAUAUAGCUAUUCAGGGAGAAAGACUUUGGAGGCUGUAUUCCAUGCUGUAACGAACAAUUUAAUGGACAGCGAGUAAUAUAUCGAUAACAGUUGGAAACGUUACGCAACUCUCUCUACAUGUACACGAAUGUCAUCUCUUUAUUUGCUUCUCAGUUGCCCUCUACUUACCAAUAUAACGCUACCAUUAGUCUACAUUUACGUUUUCUUUCUUUCAUCUGUUCUUCGCAAGGAAACAGACCAAGCAUAAAGAAGCUCGAGUUCACGUGGUGUGGUCUGAUGUGGUAGGUCAGGGGGUCGAAAGGCCCACCACCUCUGCUUCAGACUUCGGAAUCUCCACUCUUCUGACAACUGACUGCCUAUCGAAAGUGUCACAGGUUAUGUUGGUUCCGUUCUUUGCUCGAUUCGAGCAGCCCGAAAUAAACUGAGGGUAGGCGGGAUUAUACGAAACCGACCUGUAGAAAAUGCUGCCUUGCAGUCGAUUCGAUAAACCUGUCGAUAUUCGGGAAACACUACAUAUUUACUAGGCUCGAUAGUUAGGCUAAGUCGCGAGAUUCAUUUACAUUCUAUUGUCGAGGAUACGGAUUUAACGCGACGAAGAUACUUGAAAAAGACGCGAUUAAACGAAAGCUCUAGUGAAUUUUUAACGCUUUUUCUUUCAAAAAAGAAAAGAGUUAAAACAUCGAAUUUAGAAACGUUAUUGUAUAACCGCUCCAUUUUCUCAACAUUUCCGCGCACGUCAGGAUGCGAUUAGAGUUAGAAGAUACUGAUACUGAUUUCGAUGCUUACACGUGCCUAUAAUCUACCCUGUACAAACGUGAUAUGUACGUAUAUCUAUGCAUAGAAAUUUGAAAUUCAAUUGACAUUUUCAUGUAUAAUAAAAAAAAAAAAGAAAACACUGAAAAUAGCAUGCAAUAAAGCUGCAUCAGUAUCGCAGUUUAAAAAGUCACAUUGGAGUGCGUAACAAUGGCGGCCGUUACUCGCUAUAGAAAGUCAAUUACGUUAAAACUUCUAGAGGGAAUCUUUGUUCGCUCGUAAGUACAGUUUUACGUAACGCGAAGGGAAGCGAAUAAACUAAAUCCCAUUGUUUAAUCGCUAUCAUCGUUUACGCGUACUUAGCUCAUUCAAAGAAGGUCAGAAGCUUCUCUAACGCAACCAUAAAAGGGUACUAGAGCUCAUUAACAUAGCCUGUGCAAUUGUGUGUGUAUACGUGUUCCCGUUUCUGCGACAUUACGUUAAGCAGACUGGGCACACAGAUUUUCUAUCCGUGAAGCAGAAACAGCGUUUGAUGAGGACAAGCCGACAAAGCGCCCUGAGUCGUCGAAACAGCGACGGCGACUGAUUAUGACGCGCGUCCAUACGCGCCGCGAUUUCUCUCGUCUCCUCCUGCCAUUCUCAUCCUCUGAGACCUUUCACCUUUCUUGCAACCUAAUCCUUCUCCUUCUCGGUCUCGCCUCUGUUCGUAGCGUUCUGCCGUGCAAUGAAAAAGCGAGGUCUCAAAGUCAUGAUCUUACAUCGUUUCCUUACCUCGUCGACACCGCGGGUAGAAAGUAUUCUCGAAGAGUUCCCGACGAUCCUCGGGAGUUGAUACAGCAUGGCUUGAACGAGUACGAAAUUUCCGACUCAUCGGAUGAACCCGACGGGACAGGAAUUCACGUCGAUCGAAUCUCACGAAGACGAACGAGUGCAUUAAAACGAGUUAACCACGUGACGAAUAAGUUCGUCGCAUCAUUCGGUAAAGAUAAUCGUGCGUAUUUGCGCGACGACUCGCGAUUCGCUACGGUCACGGCUGAUAUUGUGAACGGUUACUACGGCGAGUCUCGCAGGCGACACCAGAAGCGGAAGUUUCGACGGGAAAAUGAUAUACUACUAGCCAAUAUCGACGACCAAAUCGGUGGUACGACUUUGAUGAACGGUGUAAGUUAUCGCGAUGAAAAACAUAUUGAGCUGAGAAUGAAAAGGAACUUUGACCGGAAGCAUAAAUUGGAGAGGAAAAUGAGAAUGAACCUUCUCGGUUUGGAAGAAUCGUUUCACGAUUGCGAAGAAUACGGCGAGGAAUUCACGGAGAACGACGGCUCGAGAUCUACCAGAAGAAAUAGGUCUGAUAAAGACGCGGAUAAUUCCGAAGCGAAAAGAAACAAUGGGACCGAGAAUCCAGUUCAUUCGAUGAAAGUAAAUGGCAAUCUGUCACCGACUUCGAAUGAGAGCAGCGAGGACCCUUUUACGGGUUUCGAGGGCUCGCAAAAAUUUCCUAUAAAAGUCACGUACAAGCCGCCUAUAGCAGCUCAAGUCGAAAAGUUUGAUAGAAGGCACUUUGGUCCGCCUAAAAUGGAUAUUCCCGAAACCACAAUCGCGUCAUAUCCGUCGACCAUGCCACCGGAUCUACCAAAAAGUCCCGGCAGAGACGUCCUUCACCGACAUCGUAAAGUCGAUGAGAAUACAGAGGAGGAACGAAGACAGGAGGUGGCUAUCGACGAGCAUGAGAAAGCCGACGACAUCACGGAUGAUCGCUGGCUGCCCGGCGCAUCGUCUGGUCGACGAUCCUCCAAUAUAGCCAGCGGAAAGUCUUUCCCAGAAGAAAAGCACGUCUCCCCGUUCUCAACGUCUUCUCCAAUGUUGAAAUCGCCUAGUGAUAAGUAUUCGAUGAACGAGUCGCGUAUCGACCAAGACACAGAAGAAAUUGAAGAAUCCAGUGUUACAGUGCCGAAUGUGAAAUCGUCCGAAAAGAUAAACAUAACUAUCCUAGGUUUAUUCGAGAUGACACGAGGUUCUGAACCUAGACCGGAAGGAACUAGCGAGUUACAAGCAGCCAGAUUAGCCGUUGAACGGGUCAACGAAUUGAAUGUCUUAUCCAAGUUUCGUCUGCGUCUUAUUCACAACGAUACCAAGUGCGACUCCGGUGUGGCGGUUGAUAGAUUCUUCCAUGCUCUCUACUCGGCAAAGAAGAACGAUCUAAUACCGUUGUUACUGGGCACUGCCUGCUCCGAGGUCACGGAAACAUUAGCCAAAAUCGUACCUUACUGGAACGUGAUACAAGUCUCCUUUGGAUCCACCGCACCUGCCCUCUCGGAUUCCACCGAAUUUCCGCUUUUCCUACGAACCGUAGCGCCGGAUUCAAGUCACAACUCUGCCAGGAUAGCACUCAUCAAACAUUUUGGGUGGGACACUGUUACCGCUCUCUCGCAAACUGGUGACAUGUAUUCUCUGGCUGUGAACGAUCUAGUCACGGAACUGGAGCAAGCGAAUAUUACGUGCACCGCUACUAUCACCUUCGCAGAAAACGAUUACAAGGAACAGCUGCAAACUUUAAAAGAGUUGGACACACGAAUCAUCAUCGGGAGUUUUUCACCACAACUGGCGCCACGCGUUUUCUGCGAGGCUUGGAAGUUGGGUAUGCACGGAGGAGACUACGCAUGGAUUCUGCCAGGUGAUACGAUCGACUUGUCGAAGAGGAUGGCUAAUUCGUUGCACUCGGAACCAGAAGAAUGUACCCCCUCUCAGCUGUCUCAAACUCAGAAUGGUUUAAUCAUCGUCGAGAGUCAUGGCGCUGCCUUAGAAAACGAAAUAAGUUCGUCGGGUCUGACGAGUAACAAUUUCACGUUGGAAUUGAGAAAAAGAAGCGCGACAGACUCGAAGUUCGAAGGACAGACCUACGACGCCGUCUGGGCUAUGGCACUUGCUUUGGAAAAGACCGAAAACAUCUUAAAUAAGGACAACAUUAGCGUAGUCCAAUAUACGCAUGCUAGAAAGGACAUUGCGUUGCGACUAUUGGAACAACUGAAACUUUUACGUUUUAACGGAGUUUCGGGACCGGUAUCGUUCGAUGGAGCUGAUCGAGUGGGUAUCACAGCGUUCUCUCAGAUAUACGGCAACGAUUUCAGAAGAAUAGCGAUCUUCAGUCCAGAAGAUGGAAAGCUAAUAAUGAAUUGCUCAGGAUGCGCAAUGACAAAAUGGCCGGAUGGACGUCCCCCCGUGGCUCGAAGGGUUUUCCGGUUGAGAGUGGUAACAGUAGCACCUGCAGCUUUUCUAGCAGUUACUUGUCUCGCUAGCGUUGGUGUCACUUUAGCGUUCGCUUUCUUGGCGUUCAAUUUACAUUUUCGUAAACACAAGAGCAUAAAACUCUCGAGUCCUAGACUGAAUAAUAUGGCUGCCGUCGGCUGUGGUUUAGUCUACGGUGCGGUCAUACUUCUGGGCUUGGAUCACGCCACGCUACCGGAUAGCAACGACUACUAUCCUACAGUGUGCACAGCAAGAGUAUAUUUGUUGUCUGCUGGCUUUUCCUUGGCAUUCGGAUCGAUGUUUACCAAGACCUAUCGCGUUCAUCGGAUUUUCACUAGAAGCAGAAGCGGCGUUGUCAAGAACAAGUUACUUCAGGAUACUCAGCUUAUAAGCUUGAUCUGCGUUCUGCUACUGAUAGACGGCCUCGUGGUAACCUUGUGGGUAACUUUUGACCCCAUGCAACGUCAUCUCCGAAACCUAACUCUGGAAAUUAGCCCACAGGAUAGAAGCGUAGUCUAUCAACCUCAGGUAGAGGUGUGCCGUUCUCAACACACGAACAGCUGGUUGGGCGCACUUUACAUAUAUAAAGGUCUAUUGCUAAUCGUCGGUGUAUACAUGGCUUGGGAAACGAGACACGUGAAAAUACCUGCUUUAAACGACUCGCAAUACAUCGGCAUGAGUGUUUAUUUCGUGGUGAUCACUUCGGGGAUUGUGGUAGUGCUGGCAAAUUUGAUGUCCGAUCGCGCAACCUUGGCCUUCGUUACGAUUACCGCUUUAAUCUUGGCUUCAACGACCGCAACGCUGGCGUUGCUGUUUCUCCCGCAAUUAACAAACAUCUUGGCUGGCGAAAGGGCCGACCCUGUUGUACAGAGUCUCGGCCUGAAGAUCGAAUGCAAUACAAGGAGAUUCGUGACCGAUGAUAGAACCGAACUUCAAUACCGCGUGGAAGUACAGAAUCGCGUGUAUCGUCGUGAAAUGGCACAGCUGGAACUGGAAUUGGCCAGAUUGGAGAAACAAUUGGCACAGGAACCGGUUGAACCAUCGCACGCUUCGUCGAGCGCAUCGAUUCCACAACGCAAUCCCAGCAUCGGGGGUGGUCUACCUUUGUUAUUGCUCAGCGUCCUCCCACCGGUCAUCCCUAGGGCUAGCUGGCCGUCCGCUGAUUCGUCCGGAAUACGCCGCGGUACUGUAGCGUUUAGCAGCCAACCGGAUUUGGAACCGGACGGCACACGAAGAAGUCUUGCAGAUAUUUACAAACUUCACCGACGAAGAGAGACGGAAGGACCAAAUCGUUUGGGUGUUUUUCAGCGACUCUUCAGUCUUUUCGGCAGUCGUCCUACCAGCAGGAAAACUUCGACUGCCUCGUUUACUGGAGUAGCAUCGGCACUACGGGUUCACAUGGGCUACAUUGCCGGUUUGGUACCAGGCACGAAAGCAGCAUCUACGUGUCAAGUUAAUGCCCAAGGCAGUCGUUCGCCUCAUCCUCGAUGUGGCUCAGGACCAAUAAUUAGUAUUACUAGCGAAGAAGAUCGCAGAUUAAGCCUGGGGCUACAUCGUAAAGAGUACAGCGAGCCCAGAGUCAAUUUUAGUCUACCACCCAAAGCGAGUACCAGCCAAACAUCGUCACGAGAAAAAAUUCGGGGAUCUCCGCGAUUUCCACAUCGGAUAGUGCCGACAAACAGUUUAAAUACGAUUGCCCCAGGAUCCUCGAUCUCGAGAUCUCACCGAUGGCAUUCCAUGGAAGACGCGAGAAAAACUAAGGUCUCUCAACUCCCUCGUGGCUCAUCGUGUAGCCCUAGCUGCGAUGUAUGGGCCACUCGUGAAUUCGGAAUUCCAUUAAGUGAACUGGGAAACACUGCUCGAGGCAAGAAAACAUCAGAAUCAUUAACCUUAACCAUUAUGGCGGAAUCGAAUGUAAAUUCUGAUGACGCAAAGCUCGGCAACAAUUUAAAAAAGCUCUUCGAAGAAAAUGAUACGCAGGGUAACGUUAGUCCUGCCGACUCGGAGCUGAAAAUCACCCGAUCCAUAUCCUCAUCGUCUUCGUCACCAACAAACACUAGGACAUCGAGUGCCACAUAUGGUAUGUCUUCUUCUAGAAAAGAAUCCAGUUCCGAAUCUGCCCAACUAGAUACAAGUACAAACUUUAUUCAGAAAUCAGAGUGUUCUCGACCCUCAAGUCCAACAACUCGCGCGACCAAUUUGAAUAUCCCUGCAGAGAUGGAUAGUCAUAUGAAAGCAUCGUACGAAAAUGGAAAAUCAACUGCCUCGUAGAUUAAAACAAUAAGUUGCGGAAAAAAAAACGAUUUCCUGUUGCAAUAUUCUUCCUUCCUGUACUAAUUGUCUCCUGACACAUAUGUUCUUAAUCGAGAGAGAAAAAUCUACUCUCGCUACUGUUUAUGAUUGAUAAAAGAUGAAGGAUCAUCGGCAAAUUUCCGAAGAACACGACACUUGAAAAUACCGCUGGCUCCUUCCUUUUAUAUUUUUAAUUAUAUUUAUUUUAUUCUUCGAUUAAAAAAUAAAACAUUAUAAAAAUGCAAUUGUAUACGCGACAAUCUUCAGUAUUCGUAUUCAUGAAAAAUCAAGCUCAAAUUGAUUGCACAAAAAUUUAGUGCGAGGGUCAAGAGAACCAAUCACUGUUUAAAUUUAUCGUGUGUGUUCCUUAGUAAUUGUGCCAAAGAUAAAACUAUGGGGCCCGUAAAAGUAUACAGCUGAUCGACUUUAUGAAUUAUCACUUUAUGGAGGGACCAAAGUAUAAUAAUAAUCUCUUCUUCGUUGUCUAAUCGAUGUUUAAUUGUUGGAAGUUCAUAAUAUUUAUCGAUGAGUUCAAUAAUAAAUAUAAUAAUUCUGACUGUAUUUUAAUUGCUUCAUUAUCGUUUCGUAAAACUAGACGACUCAAAUUAUGUAAAGUCGUAGAGGGCAUGCUGAAAAUACUCUUACAGGUCCAACGUCAAAGUGUUCAGAACCCAACCCUUCCUGAAGUACCUGCACUCGAUGUAACA